Molecule: messenger RNA, 2526 nt
Organism: Momordica charantia (bitter melon)
Lineage: Eukaryota; Viridiplantae; Streptophyta; Magnoliopsida; Cucurbitales; Cucurbitaceae
Gene: PSL4
Product: calmodulin-binding protein
Biological process (GO): N-glycan processing
Cellular component (GO): glucosidase II complex
Source: RefSeq, a predicted model, not a curated record
UUUGCCGCAUUUCUCCUCCUCCUACUGGGAGUUGCAGUUGCAGUUGCAGGCAAUCUGACGGGAUCGCUCCGUUCUCUCUCGUGUUGCCCAGUGUGCGAGAUAUUGCCACAGACAGUUGAAAGGGGGAAGAACACCGGAAAAACUAGAGGAGACAGUUGCUCUCUUUUCUGAUUGUGAGGUUCAAGACGAUGAAGCGAAUGGGAGGCCUAAAUUCAGAAUCUCUUGCAACCUUAUGGAUAUUGUGCACGGUUCUAGCUUUAGCUCCAAUUGUUGGAUCAGUCUCAUCUCCAAAGCACCAAUUUCGUGGAAUUUCUCCCCAAGAUGAGAUGUAUUACAAGUCGUCGGACAUGAUCAAAUGUAGAGACGGUUCCAACAAAUUUUCCAAGGCUCAGCUCAACGAUGACUACUGUGAUUGCCCUGAUGGCACUGACGAACCUGGCACAUCCGCGUGCCCAGGUGGAAAGUUCUAUUGUCGAAAUGCAGGGCAUGUUCCACUUUUGUUGUUUUCUUCAAGGGUGAACGACGGGUUAUGUGAUUGUUGUGAUGGAAGCGACGAAUAUGAUGGCAAAGUCAAAUGCCCAAAUACGUGCUGGGAAGCUGGGAAAGUCGCAAGAGAUAAAUUGAAGAAAAAGAUUGCAACAUUUGAAGAAGGCGUCAAAAUUCGAAAACAGGAAGUUGAACAUGCAAAAGUUGCAAUAACCAAGGAUGAGGCAGAGCUAUUGAAAUUGAAAAAUGAGGAAAAAAUACUAAAAGGGCUUGUUGAACAACUUAAUGAGCGCAAAGAACAAAUAGAGAAGGUAGAAGAGGAGGAGCGGUUACGGAAAGAAAAAGAAGAGAAGAAACGUUUGGAAAGAGAAAAAGAUGGGACUAAAAAAAUUGAAUCGGCAGAAACAACUAAUGUUGGGGAAAGCAAAUCUGAAGAGGAGGAGGCCAAUUGGGAACGAAAUGAAGCUAUAGAAAAUGAUGACAAAGAUUAUAAACAAGGAGAAGGCAGCGAUGAUGAUAAAAUUGGGAACUGGGAGGACGCUGCCACAGAUCAGCAGGCUAGCGUGGAAGUCGAAGUUGACUUAGGACUUGAAACUCAACUUCCUAAUAAACCUGGAAUCGAAGCAUCAUCGCUGAAAAAGGAAGAAGAGGCUACAGCAGAAGAGAAUGGCAAACCCCUGGCUAAAUCUGAAACUGGAGAAAGUGCUGGCACUGAAAAAUCAUCUGAAGAAGUCUUGAAGAGGCAAAAUGAUGCUAGCUCAGAGGAAUUGUCGAGGGAAGAGUUGGGUCGCCUUGUCGCUUCUCGUUGGACAGGAGAAAAUACUGACGAACAGUCGGGGAAUAUGGAUAGCACGAAUGACAGUGAUGAAGAAAGCCAUGAUAUCUUAAAACAUACACAUGACAAUGACGGUUAUGCUUCAGAGACUGAUGAUGAUACCCACAGAUACGGCGAUGACCUAGAGGAUGAUUUAGAAGAUAUCAGAGAUGAAAAUCAUGAUGAUUCUGCUUCAUCCGAGAGAUAUUAUUCAGAUACAGAAUUGGACUCACCAGAUGUGGAAACCCAAAGUAGCCCCUCCUGGCUUGAGAAGAUACAAAAAACUGUUCGAAAUGUCCUGAAAGCUGUUAAUAUAUUCCAGUCUCCAGUGAACCAAUCAGAUGCUGCUAAUGUGCGCAAGGAAUUUGAUGAGUCCAGUGCCAAGUUAUCAAAAAUACAGUCAAGAAUCUCAAGUUUAUCACAGAAGCUGAAGAAUGAUUUUGGUUCAGAGAAGGAGUUCUAUUCAUUCUAUGACCAAUGUUUUGAAAGCAAGCAGAACAAAUACGUUUACAAAAUCUGCCCUUACAAACAAGCUUCACAGGUCGAGGGGCACUCAACAACUCGUUUGGGGCGCUGGGAUAAAUUUGAGGACUCAUAUAGGGUCAUGAUCUUUUCAAGUGGGGAUACUUGCUGGAAUGGACCUGAUAGAAGCUUGAAGGUCAAGCUAAGAUGUGGGCUUAAAAAUGACAUAACUGACGUAGAUGAACCUAGCCGUUGCGAAUACAUGGCAUUGUUAUCAACCCCAGCUGCUUGUGUAGAGGAAAAACUUCAGGAACUGAAAAACAAGUUGGACAUGCUGAAUAAAGAAGAGGCAGAGAAGCAUGAUGAACUCUGAUCCAUACAGAUUAUAAUUUCUUCAGAAUACAAUGGGCGGGAAAAGUACCUGGUUGAGUUAGAUGAUCGUGCUCAGAGGGUGUAGUUUUGUUGUGGGUUGUGGGAAUGAAAACCCCACCCCAUCUGCGGAUGUAGGAGUUGGAGUCAGAUUCGUUGUUUAUGCAAUUGAUGUCGAUAACUCUUAUCAGGCCAUUAUUUUUAUGGACUAAUUUAUACUAAUAGGCGGAAUCGGAAUGUUCAAAUUAUGAUGAGAAAUUGUACCUUAAAAGAAAAAAAAAUUAUGAUGAGAAAUGACCUUUACUAGGGGUAUAUCUGGGUCAGGUUUUGAUAACCAAACCGCCAAUCUGACUCGAAGAUAAUCAUAUUAGAAGUGUGUAUCAGACAUAUAUCAA